GCGCCAAGUGGUGCAGUACUUAGAAGGGGAUGUUCCUUUAUCGGACUUAUCAGCACUAGGCCUGACUGCCAGUGGCCUAACGUUUGCCCAUGGCGGGACCUAUCCGUCUUCCAUGGAUAAGGCAUACACGCAUUCCUCUUCAAUUGCAGAAUCCCUACUUUCAGGAGGUCGAUGAACCUUAAACUUUUGUACGGAAUAUAUUGUUUGUGUUUUUCUCUAUAUGGUUGUUACCAGAAAUGUUCAAGUCGCUUCUCUCAUUGUGCAAACAGAUUUAUUCAUGUCCUUUCUUGCUUCGUUCAUAUCCCAACAGCUGCAUUUUCUGGAUUUCUUCUUUCUUGUGCAGCCUUUUAUACAUGUGGCUCCCAUUCUUUGGUUUGAUAGACUUUUCCAAUUCCGUGUUGCGUCGGUUGCGUCUGCCAUGGCCAUCGAUCUUUCUGCUUUUGGCUCUUUCCCACUUCCAGCUCUUGUGGGUUCUUCUGCUGAUGGUGCUGGUACUCCUCCUUCUCUUUCUUCAGCAACGUUCUUCGAUAUUUUUUGCUUUCCCCGUAGUGCAGACGGUAGCCUAUUCCCAAAAAAUUUCAUGGCUUCCGAAAAUUAUGUCCAGUCCUCAAUCCCUCAUUUUGAUGGUCAUCAUUACGACCAUUGGAGUAUGUUGAUGGAGAAUUUUCUCCGGUCCAAAGAAUAUUGGACCAUUGUUGAAGUUGGAGUUCCAGAACUAGCGGCAGAAUUCGAAGUUCUGCAGAUGCAGAUUGGUGAAUCUGUAGAUGAUUAUUUUGCAAGGACGAUGGCUAUUGCAAACAAGAUGAGGAUCCAUGGUGAAAAUCUGGAGGAUGUUGCUAUAAACUCAUUGUUAAUUCAUGAGCGGAAGAUAAAUCGCCAAGACAAGCAAGAGCAAGCAGUGCAGACUUCGCAGACACAAGCCUUGCAGACCACAGUUAAUUCAAGGGCUGUAGGUCAAGGAAAAGAAAACUGGAAAGGCAGACCAAGAUCUGGUAUACUGAGAUCUGACAAAUUGGAGGAAAGUUCAGCUAUUGGAAUUCAGAAGAGGUGGCAGAACAGAAAUUAUCAAGUUGUAGAUAACAGAUCCAAAUCUGCAGGAAAGGCAAAUAUUGAAUGCUUCAGAUGUCAUAACAAUCACAUGUGUGGAGACAAAUCUGCGUUUUCAGAUUUGGAUGAGUCUUGUCAAGACAAGGUGAAAUUUGGUGAUAAUUCCACUAUUGCAGUCAAGGGAAGGGGAAAGGACACAGCUUGGUUAUGGCAUUGCCGAUUUGGACAUCUUUAUUUUGGUGGGUUGAAAGCUUUGCAACAGAAGAAGAUGGUAAAUGGUCUUCCUCAUUUUGAUUCUCCUUCAGAAAUUUGUGAAAUAUGCAUGACCAAGUCAGAAGCCUUAGCAGCCUUUAAAAAUUUCAAAGUCUUAGCUGAGAAUGAGGUUGGCAGAUCUGUAAAGGUUCUGCGUACAGAUCGUGGUGCCUAUACACCUCAGCAGAAUGGUGUAUGUGAGAGGAGGAAUCACACAAUCAUGAAUAUGGUGCGAAGUUUGAUGUCAAAGAGCGGCUUGCCUAAAGAGUUUUGGCCAGAAGCUGUUAAUUGGAGUGUUCAUAUCUUGAACAGAAGUCCCACAUCUCCAUUUCCAGAUUUGACGCCAGAAGAGGCUUGGAGUGGACAUAGACCUGUUGUUGAUUACUUCAGAAUUUUUGGGUGCAUAGCAUAUGCACAUGUGCCAGAUCAGAAAAAGAAAAAAUCUGGGCAACAGAUUUCUGCAGAUUUCGAAAAUGGAGAAGAUCUGACUGUGCAGAACUCAGAAGGUCAAACUUCAGCCGAUCUCGAGGUUUCAAGACAAACAGUUGAAGAAAUUCUACCUACAGAAGUAGAGUUCAGUAUUGGAGGAAGUCUGCCAACAACACUAGAAUUGGAAUUUGGAACUAGUUCCAAACCUCAACGCAAAAAGAGAAGACCAGCAUGGUUGGAAGAUUAUGAGGAAGUUCUGGACAGAUUUCAAAUGAAGAACUGCAAUUCUGUUGCUACACCAGUUGAUAAAGGUGUAAAGCUCGUGAAAGAUCCAGGAGGCAAAUCUGUGGAUAGCAAACUGUAUAAGCAGAUUGUUGGAAGUUUGAUGUAUCUGAUAGCAACAAGACCAGAUAUAAUGCAUGGUGUAAGUCUGAUUAGUAGAUAUAUGGAGCAUCCAAAGGAGUUGCACUUGCAGACUGCUAAAAGAAUUCUCAGGUAUUUAUGUGAAACUGCAGAUUUUGGACUAUUCUACAAGAAGGGUGACCAGACAGAUCUCGUAGGCUUUACUGACAGUGAUUAUGCUAGAGAUUUGGAUGAUAGAAAAAGCACUUCUGGGUUUGUUUUUAUGUUGGGAUCUGGUGCAAUUUCAUGGUCUUCAAAGAAGCAGCCCAUUGUGACUUUGUCCACAACAGAAGUAGAAUAUGUGGCAGCAACUUCUUGUGCUUGUCAAGCUAUUUGGUUGAGAAGAAUUAUGGAAGAACUUGAGCUGAAUCAACAUGAGGCCACUUCAAUUUAUUGUGAUAACAGUUCAACUAUCAAGCUUUCUAAAAAUCCAGUUUUGGAUGGGAGAAGCAAGCAUAUACAUGUGAGGUAUCAUUUCCUGCGCAACUUGUCUUUUAAAGAGUCUCCUAAGGGUAGAGCCUUUGCUCUUUGUAGUAGUUUGGGUUACUUCAAUCUUGCUAUCAAGCUCAUCAAGAUGUUGCUCCCUCACCACGAGCUGAUUGUGUCUGACUGUUUUGCCAAGUUUGAGGAUAUGGAUGUUGCUGCACUAAUUCAUGCUGAUCCGGAAUUGAAGAAAGUUUAUGAUUAAGGUCCAUCGUAUGUUCCUCUAGGCAAAUCUCUUGUUGAAGUAAAGGAAAGAUUGAGUAGCUUUUGGGACGUCGAGGAUUCUGUUACAACUAUUCACAGAAGGAGUAAUUCUAUUGAUGCGGAGGUUCUCAAGGUACCCCUCUUUAGUUUUUCGGACUUCUUGUUAAACCUGCAUAGAAGAACAUUUAUUUUUGGAAGAACAUUUAGGUUGUGCUGUUUUAAUGUUUCUCUAUCUAUUACAAAUGCUUUUUGUUUUGUUAUAUUAGGGUCUUCUUUAUAUAUAUAUAUCUACAUGCUUAUGUUGCAGUGCAUUGGUUGUGUUUUAAGAACAUCUGCUUGAUGAAUAAAUGCUUUGUUUCUAACUUAGGUUUUGGUCUUACCUGACAUUGUGACCUUUCACUGAAACUAUAUCAAGAUUUUUCUAGGAAAUUGUGUGUUACUUCUUUAUCCAUACUAUGAGCUUUUAUAGUUUUUUGUGGUGAAGGUAUCCUCAUUUUUCAAUGAGGACCCGUGUUUUAAUAACUGGUUAGCAUUUGCCAUGUCCCUUGUUUGGGGCAUAACUUUGUACUCCAGUCAGUUGCUAUUGGUUUAUGUUGUAAAAAAUCUCUUAUAUUCUGAGAUUUGCAUUAACCUUUGUAGCCUCGCUUGCAUAGCUUUUGCCGAGGUAUUUAUGUACACCCUAGCUUGCUUGUAUCUUUUGCUUACGUAACUUUUGCCUGGGUAUUAUACAUCGAAACUUGCUCGUAGCUUUCGUUUGCGUAGCUUUUGCUUAGGUAUUUAUGUAUACCCAAACUUGCUUGCAACUUUUGUUUGCAUAGCUUUUGCUUGGGCAUUUAUAUACACCCUAGCUUGCUCGCAGCUUUCGCUUGCAUAACUUUUGCCUGGGUAUUUAUGUACACCCAAACUUGCUUGCAUCUUUUAGUUUGUGUAACUUUUUCUUGGGUAUUUAUGUACACCUAAAGUUGCUCACAACUUU
Molecule: messenger RNA, 3793 nt
Organism: Rubroshorea leprosula
Lineage: Eukaryota; Viridiplantae; Streptophyta; Magnoliopsida; Malvales; Dipterocarpaceae
Source: the annotation of a GenBank genome assembly